CAUACAGUCAGUACCCGUUGUUAACAUGAAGGUUUUAGUAGUUUUUGCUCUUUUGGUGGCUUGCGCCCAAGCUGGCAACAUUGGAGAUAUUGCCCAAAAAUUGAUUCCCAGCUUCGCCACUGGCUACGUCAUCAAGGGCGAAGACGCCCAGGAACACGCCGCCCCCUACAUCGUCUCAUUGAGCAGAACUACGAAGCACUCCCACAUCUGCGGCGGUACCAUCAUCGCCAAGGAAUGGAUCUUAACUGCUGCUCACUGCAUUAGCAACCCAGUUGGUAUGGGUGUUGUAGCCGGUUUGCACGUUCGCACAGAUUUCAACGAGAAGACCCAAGCCCGUGAAGUCGAUUUCGGUAAGGUACAUGAAAACUACGAUGGUGGUGUUGGUCCCUACGAUAUUGCUCUUUUGCACGUGUCUGUACCCUUCGAAUUCAAUGCCUGGGUCCAACCUGCUGCCUUGCCCUCCGUUGAAGAAAUCCAUUCCGGCGAAACUCACCUGUAUGGAUGGGGCCAACCUAAAUCCUACGUUCUCACCGCUGCCAAAACUUUGCAAACCGUCCAAACUCAAAUUGUCGAAUUUGAAAAAUGCAAGGAAGUCUUGCCCGAAACCGCCCCAUUGCACGAGACUAACGUCUGCUCAGACUCUUUGCAACAAAGUAUCUCCGCUUGCAACGGUGAUUCUGGCGGCCCAUUGGUUAUUGAACACGAAAACGCUCCCUCCGAAUUGAUUGGCAUUGUUUCAUGGGGUUAUAUUCCCUGCGGUUUGGCUAACUUGCCUUCCAUUUACACCCGUGUCUCUGCUUACGUUGAUUGGGUUGCCAAAAUCCAACACGCCUACUAUGUCCUCCACUAAAAA
Musca vetustissima is the source of this 853-nucleotide messenger RNA. RefSeq names its product lectizyme. The record is from RefSeq and is a predicted model, not a curated record. Lineage: Eukaryota; Metazoa; Arthropoda; Insecta; Diptera; Muscidae. The transcript has a single exon. Gene Ontology annotation, molecular function: serine-type endopeptidase activity. Gene Ontology annotation, biological process: proteolysis. Bases 26 to 850 code for a protein of 274 amino acids.